Eremomyces bilateralis CBS 781.70 is the source of this 705-nucleotide messenger RNA. RefSeq names its product kinase-like protein. Gene Ontology annotation, cellular component: cytoplasm; nucleus. Lineage: Eukaryota; Fungi; Ascomycota; Dothideomycetes; Eremomycetales; Eremomycetaceae. The coding region runs from base 1 to 705 and encodes 234 amino acids. The transcript has 2 exons. The record is from RefSeq and is a predicted model, not a curated record. Gene Ontology annotation, molecular function: protein serine/threonine kinase activity; ATP binding. Gene Ontology annotation, biological process: protein phosphorylation; mitotic DNA damage checkpoint signaling.
AUGUUUGCAUACAAAUAUUUCAACGACCAUAUGCUCUCUUUCGCCCAAAGAAACGUCGCGCUUCCCUUGAUAAAACGAACCUUGAGAGACUCACUCCGAGGCAUCGCGGCAUUGCACGAGAAAGAUAUCGUGCAUACGGAUAUCAAGGCAAAUAAUAUCAUGGUGGAUUGGGAGGAGACGGAUGGCAACAAUACCAUUCGUCAGGUCCAGAUUGCCGACAUUGAAGACGCAGCGUAUGUUCCCGGCAAUUGUGCCAUCGUUGGAAGGCAGGUCGGGAGUUGGAUGUGGCGAAGUCCUGAGGCUCAUGCAUCCGCUCAGGUUCAUAAGCCAUCAGAUAUCUUCUCGUUUGGGAUUGUCUGCAUAUAUGCUCUGACGAAACGGGUCAUUUUUGCUGUCGCCGACGAAGAACUGAAGGAUGGUGAGGAUAAGCUGGCUGUCGUCCUCGAACGACAGCUGUCCUAUUUCUCUGAUCUGGAGAGUUUGGACGGUCUACUCCAGUACCUAGGAGACAGCCCUUGGGUCCAGAUAUUCACCGUGAUCGCCGAGGGCUUCAACGAAGAGCUUCCUCGUGCGCCAUUCGCGCUGUGGAAAGAUAUUGACCCGGAUUUUAAAGAUUUAGUCGGAAGGAUGACGAAUAUUGACCCAAAGAGGCGAAUCACGGCCCAUGAAGCUUUAUUACAUCGAUGGUUUGCAGACGUCGCGUGA